Brachypodium distachyon (stiff brome) is the source of this 2004-nucleotide messenger RNA. Its product is annotated as serine carboxypeptidase-like 2. Lineage: Eukaryota; Viridiplantae; Streptophyta; Magnoliopsida; Poales; Poaceae. Gene Ontology annotation, molecular function: acyltransferase activity, transferring groups other than amino-acyl groups; serine-type carboxypeptidase activity. Gene Ontology annotation, biological process: proteolysis; secondary metabolic process. The transcript has 13 exons. Bases 210 to 1691 code for a protein of 493 amino acids. The record is from RefSeq and is a predicted model, not a curated record.
UCCACGCAUGGGUGAACCCGGCUUCAGCAUCGUUAAGAUAGAAAGAUCGGUUGUCCGUUUGCGGGCACAAGUCAAAGCGGCAACAACAAGAACAUAUAUUGUCUUCAUUCGACUUGGUGCCGUCUCUUAUUUGGUUGCACUUUCUGUUAUUCCUGACGGUGCUUCUCCUGCACAAGAGUACAAUAGAUAAAGAGAGAGAGAUAGACUUCAUGCCGGCCGGACGGAUGACCAUGACAACAAGGAGGAGCCAACUGCUGGUGCUGGUAAUUGCCUCCAAGCUCCUCCUUCUCCUCAUCUUCCUACCGUCCGCUUCCUCCUCCAUCUUCCUCGAGCAGCAGCAGCAGAGCAACAAGAUCAUCACCCAUCUCCCUGGAUUCAAUGGCCCUCUCCCCUUCCAACUCCAGACAGGUUAUGUGGAGGUGGACGGGAUCAAUGGUGUUCGUCUCUUCUACUACUUCAUCCGGUCGGAGAGGAAGCCGGAGGAGGACCCUGUCAUCCUCUGGCUGACAGGUGGGCCUGGAUGCUCCGCCCUCUCCGGCCUUGUCUAUGAGAUCGGUCCUCUCAGUUUCGACAGUCAUGCCUACGUCGAUGGCAUUCCUAAAUUGCUAUACAGAGCAGACUCAUGGACAAAGGUGAGCAAUAUCAUCUUCCUGGAUUCCCCGGUAGGAACUGGCUUCUCUUAUUCCAAAACAGACCAAGGAUGCAAAUCAGGCGACACUACAGCUGUCAACCAAAUCGUCAUCUUCCUCAAAAAGUGGUUUGAUGAGCACCCAGAGUUCAUGUCAAAUCCUCUUUACAUUGCUGGUGAUUCCUACUCUGGUUUGCUUGUGCCAGCUAUCACCCUUGAAUUAGCUAAAGGAAUAGAAGAUGCCAGCGGACCACUUCUUAAUCUAAAGGGCUACCUUGUGGGCAAUCCAGUCACAGACAACAAUUUUGAUGAUCCAGCGAAAAUACCAUUUGCUCAUGGGAUGGGCCUCAUAUCCGACGAAAUAUACCAGGUGUACAAGGAGAGCUGCGGUGUGCAGGAAAACAGCCACCAACGCGAUAAAUGCACAAAUAGUCUUGAUGUCAUUGACAAGUGUGUCAAGGACAUAUGUACAAACCAUAUCCUGGAGCCCCUUUGCUCCUUUGCAAGCCCAAGGUAUCCAAACAAUCUGAGGCUGAAUUCAGGCGCAAGGCAGAUGCUCCAAGCAAUGUACACCGCAGAGGCCGGUCUACAAUUGUCUGAGAUUUCUACAGAGUGUAGAACGGCAGGAUAUACAAUGUCCCGAAUAUGGGCAAACAAUGACACAGUCAGAGAGGCUCUUGGUAUCGACAAGCGAACAGUUCCUUCAUGGAUAAGAUGCAACUACGGCAUACUGUACAACUACACCACCGAUAUCCGCAGCUCAGUGAAACACCACCUGGAUGUGAUCAGCAGAUCAGGCUACAGAAGCCUGGUUUACAGUGGUGAUCAUGACAUGAUCAUACCGUUCAUCGGCACGCAAGCGUGGAUCAGGUCUCUGAAUUUCUCUGUUGUGGAUGAGUGGAGACCAUGGUUUGUCGAUGCACAAGUUUCAGGAUAUACAAGGUCAUACUCGAAUAAUCUCACAUUCGCAACUGUGAAGGGCGGUGGGCAUACUUCUCCAGAGUUCAUGCCAAAGCAAUGCCUUGCUAUGUUCUCAAGGUGGGUUUCUGGUGACCCCCUUUGAAGCCUCAAGUCAAGUGCUGGUUAAUUACUCUUGUGCAUCAUGUUGCAAAUGCAUUGCAAUUAAUUGGUUUAAAUGUUACGAGUAACAAGGCUGUACCCAGAACAUACUGGCAACAGUUGUGAAAGCUCGGCAAGCUCAUAAUGCAAAUUAAUGUUCUCUUCAGUGUACCUGAAUAUCUGCUAGCUCUUUUUCGGGAAAGAAACAGGGUUCAAACAGUUUCUUCAGAAAAGAAAAACUUCAUCCAGAGACAAGAAGAUUUUUAUGUAAAUCUGAUAAACCAGUGGUUUUUAGUUUUGAGAACUGUAAUUCUUUA